Esox lucius (northern pike) is the source of this 1820-nucleotide messenger RNA. RefSeq names its product methionine sulfoxide reductase B1b (gene msrb1b). The transcript has 4 exons. Gene Ontology annotation, molecular function: peptide-methionine (R)-S-oxide reductase activity. NCBI's taxonomy places the organism in Eukaryota, Metazoa, Chordata, Actinopteri, Esociformes, Esocidae. The record is from RefSeq and is a predicted model, not a curated record.
UGUCCGGAAAAGUAUCAUAUAGCUCGACACUGUCGCGCACUGUCAUCAGUUACUUGCGGUCGAAGCAUAGUUACGAUAUUGUGUUCUUCCACAACACUCAGAAUGUCAUUUUGCUCAUUUUUUGGUGGCGAGGCCUUUAAAGACCACUUCAAAACGGGUAUGUAUGUAUGCUCUAAGUGCAGCAACCCGCUGUUUUCCAGUAGGUCCAAGUUCCCCCACUCAUCCCCAUGGCCUGCCUUCACUGAGACCAUCAAAGAGGACAGUGUUACCAAGAGGAUGGAGUCACACACAGCCUUUAAGGUGCUUUGUGGGAAGUGUGGUAACGGAUUGGGCCAUGAGUUUGUCAACGAUGGACCAAAGCCAGGAGUCUCACGCUUCUGAAUAUUUAGCAACUCGCUGAAGUUUGUCCCUAAUAUAGACGAACAGUAACGCGAGGACCCUGAACACACAGCUGUAGUUGCACACCCAUGGCCCUGGGGCGGCCUGGUCCAUUUGUGACGUCGACAGGGUCAAGCCUGAGAGGGACAACCUGUCCACUGAUGACUAGGACCAGACUUCACGCAGGGACAUUCUAGAAAAGAAGCCAAGGGAGCAUAGUAUUUUUUCAUAGAGUAUAUUUACUGUACAUUACAAAUACACAGAAAUUACUUGAAGAACUCUCAUAAAAGACAGGAAGAAUGUCAGACUGACUGGUUUGACCAGUUUUCACAUACCGUAUGCCAGAAUGAUGUUUAUUUUUAACACUGAACUGUAAAAUGAAUGAUUUUAAGAUGAUGUUUUAUGAUGAGAAAUAAUUUUAAGAAAAAUGUAAACUGAAAUAUCUUGCUUAUAUAAUUGUUGAACCCCUGAGGUUGCUCUCAGUUUACACUGAUGAAAAUAUUGCCCUGACAAGGAAACAGCUACCUUACAAUUGACUUCCAUCUCAAACAGAAGGCCAAAGAAGCAUUGGUCGAUCAAGAACAAAAGGUUAAAUGUCCUACAGUGGCCUAGUCAAAAUGCUGAUCUCAAUCCUUUUGAAAAUCUGUGGUACAAUUUUAAAAUUGCAGUUCACCCGUGUUGUCUAACCAACAAAAGAAACAGGUAAAAAAGAAUGGGACAGAAUCAGUCUGACACGGUCAUUGCAGCAAAAAAAGCCACUACCAGUUAUUCACGUGUGGAAGUUGAAUAUUUAUGCAAGCAAUAUAUAGCUAUUUUUAAGAAAAAAUUAAUAUAUAUUAUUUAUUUUUCUUAAAAAUAUUUCCCAACAUGAAACCAAAUGUUACCUGAGAGUGUUAAAAAUAAUGUAAACAACAUUUCUGUGCACCAUUUGGGAUUCAGUAAUAUGAGAGAAUUGGUCAGGGAUUUGAAUACUCUCGCAUGAUAUUGUGUCCUCGUCUAAUUAAUUUUACAAUUAAAUUAUAAGUUUGGUAAGAUAUUGGUCUAUGGUAGAUAAUGUUAGAUUUUUAAGUAGCUUGAGCAGGUUAUGAAACAAUUACAAAGUUUUACUUUUAAUUUAAUGAACCAACAAGUACUGUAUUUUUUAAGGAUUUGGCACAGGCAAUACACAGGCUUGCUAUCACAACUAUGCAUUAGAUAUAUAUUCAGCGCUACAAUGUUUAUGCAUGCUGAGACAUGUAAGAUUGUAUACUUGAAUGUUGUCAUGACUUCAGAUAAUUCAUCUUUUAUGAUUAUGUCUUCCGAUAGGUAAUUCCAAUAACACUAUUAACAAUAAUGCUCAUUCCUGUAUGAAUACAGUUGAACAGACAAUGUUCUGUUUUUCUCUUGAUAUUUAUCAACCUAAGAUGAUAAUAAAUUACCAUAGUUUACCAGAAAACAUUGCC